Molecule: messenger RNA, 5572 nt
Organism: Triplophysa dalaica
Lineage: Eukaryota; Metazoa; Chordata; Actinopteri; Cypriniformes; Nemacheilidae
Product: natural killer cell receptor 2B4-like
Exons: 5
Coding region: 2212-3063 (283 amino acids)
Source: RefSeq, a predicted model, not a curated record
UGCACCUGUCCCUGAGAACUUAAAUUGUUGUGCUUGUUAUUAUGUCACAUGGUUAAUCUCUACAGUAGGUCCCGCCAUUAAAAAGAAGAAGAUCAUGGAUAUGGUGGACAACGGCUGAUCGCAUACAUACUACACCCAUUCACGGAAAACACUUCAUACCCAUUUUCAAUGGGUCAAAUAGUAGAGACAUGAAGCAGACCUGAAGCACUGACCUAUCUGAUAUGCAAAUUAGCGAGUGACCUCAUUUAGCUACUCUUCGGGCAGGCUUUAGCUACUUUCCAUUGAAAAGUUGGCAACACUGACGUUUACCUUCAAUAGUCCAACAGCAGCCUUUGAAUUUGUGUGGAAAAGUUGUGUUGAAAUGUAGAGAAUUUCAAAAAAAUUGUUUAUUUAAACUUAUUUUGCAUUACUAUAUUAUUUGAGACUAUAUCAUUCAGUGCAACACCUUUAAGUUUAAGUGGCAUGUGUUAACUGUGCAACAACUAAAGGUGUGAAAACGUCAAAAUAUCACCUACCAGUGGAAGAACUUUCCCAUGAAUCAUCUUCUGACACAUUCUGAUGCUUAUUGUCUUUAUAAACUAUUAUUAAGUUACAAAGAAAAAAGAUUUUUACAAACAUUACACAAAACUAGAGAUCUUAUAACACACAUACGUUUUCCAGUGAAAUCUGUGAUCAACUUUGCAUUAUGUUUGACUGCACUUACAUAAAUCCUCAUUUAUCAAAAUGUGUUUUAUAUUAGGCCAUUGUAAGAUGAACGAACUCAUUUAACCAAAUAUGUCCUCAUAUCAAUAAAUAAAUGUGAGGCCUCCAUCUUAUCUGUGUAAAGUCACCUGCAGUUUCUUCUCUUGAACACUAGAGGUCUCUAUUACACAGAGUUGUGUUUUAUUUAUCAUCGUCCAGCUGUUUUGUUUUUUAAAUAUGCCGUUUUACAGCUACAUAUCACAUAAUAUUAUAUACCAUAUUUAUUUCUAUAUUUUUAUUUAUUGAUCUAUUUAUUUAUUGAUUUGGCAAACAUUUACAUGUAUUCAUUUAGCAGAUGCUUUUAUCCAAAGUGACUUACAAAGAGUUCAGUGAGCAAUAAGUGAUAUGUCAUACAGGAGCAAUAAUACAUUAGGUGCCAAUACAAAGUUACUGGUUUCAACAAAAGCUAAACCACAACCUGUUGAGAGAAAUAACUGACAUCUUCACAUAACCGUGAGACUCAGCCCCGUCCAUGUGGGUGAACAUGGCCUGCAUAGGAGCGUGAACCCAUCUGAGGGGCAAACCAUGAAUUCACCACGUGCUCGUGGACAUCAAUGGGUAGCAUAGACAGACAGAACACAGGCUCCUGUGAAGAGAGUUUGAGUUUACUGUAUGUGUUAUAGUUCAUCUUAAGUACUUUAAAAGACGUAUUGUGUGUCAAAACAUCAAAUGAUAUUUAAUUCUUCAUGAUGUGAGUCCUUCAGUGACAGUGUGUGUCUGUACAUUACACAACUGUGUGAGAGAGACCUAUAGUGUUCAUAUGAGGAAACUGCAGGAGACACGAGUUUACUUUCUGUCAGUGCAGUAUUAGGCCCUUUAUGAAUGCACAAUAAUUCUAAUAGAAACUAUUUAUUUUCUGCCGGUGUGUUUAUUAAUAUUAAAAUUCAGUCUCUGUUUAAAUAAAUUAUGUUUUUUGACAUGCAACAAUUGUUGCAAGAGGACAAUGACACAUUAGUAUAAACUGUAGCCUAAGGACGGUACAAAAUCUAUCAAUUCACAUAAUAAAUUAAGCACAUUGAUCAAUUAUCAUCAUUUGUCCUUAAAUAUCGUACUUCUCUUCUCAUGUGUGGAGGGGCCGGGGGGAUUAUAGAGGAUGAGCAGACGCUGAACUGACGUCUGUGUUCUGACCACAGAUGGAGGAGGAGCAACUCUGAACUUUAUAUUAACUUGUGGUUUUCACAACCUGCAUCUCUCCUGCAGACUAAUACUCUACAAUAUAUUUAUAUUGGCACUGAGUAUAAUAACAUGACUAAUAUUCUACUAUUUGAUCAUUUUUCAUGUCAUAAAUCCAUAUUUGAUCACAUGUGUCCUGCUAGCAGACUGUGUGUCAGUGGUGUGGUGGUGAAGAGGAGGAGGACAAACAUCUACAUCAUAAACACACCCACACCAGAAAGAGACGCUUCAUCUUUCUGUGUUAAAUACUUUCUCUCUGUCCUGUUGAUAAUAGUUUGAUGAUAAAAACCUUCACAAAUGUGUCAGAAAAUGUCUCGUCUGAUAGUUCUUCUGUCUUUAUUCUUCUGUCAUGUGGACGGUGUGUUUGGUGAUGAAGUGAAGUCAGUGUCAGUGAUGGAGGGACAUUCUGUUACUCUACACACUGAUGUUGUCAAACACAAAGAUGAUAAGAUAGUGUGGUAUUAUGGGCCUGAAAACACAUUUGUUGCCAGAAUCAAUGGAAAGAACAUUAGCACCAUAUAUUCUGAUGAUGAGAGACUCAGAGACAGACCGAGGCUGAACUAUCACACUGGAGAUCUCACCAUCACACACAUCACAUCUCAACACUCUGGACUUUAUACACUGAGGAUCAGCAGAAACAAGAAACCCUUAUACAAGACAUUCAAUCUUACUGUCAUUGGAAGUGACAUCAUCAAACAGACUGAAGAUCGGGUGAGUGACGUCAGUCACUUGUCUUCAGCUGGUCUGUCUGUUCCUGUCAUCUCCAGAGUCUCUUCUCAAUGUUCUUCAUCAUCUUCAUCAUCAUCAUGUUGUUGUGUGUUGUGUUCAGUGAUGAAUGUGUCACAUGAUGUGAGUGUCUCCUGGUACAAAGGAAAGAGUUUAUUGUCCAGCAUCAGUGUGUCUGAUCUCAACAUCAGACUCUCUCUACCUCUGGAGGUGGAAUAUCAGGAUACAAACACAUACAGAUGUGUGGUCAACAAUCCCAUCACAAACCUCACACAACAUCUACACAUCACUCAACUCUGUCACAUGUCUUCAGUUGGUGUCCACAGUUGUGGUUUUACUGAAACUGUGAUCCGAUUGGUCCUCUCUGCUGUAGUGGGUGUGGCUACUGUCGCUGUUCUCAUAUAUGACAUCAUAUGUAAAUGAGAAUAAUAAUCACUGAUGAUGAUCACAGAUAUUAUAAAUAUAAGAAUAAUCUUUAGAUAUUUCUUCAACAAUAUUUUAAACGGUUGUCUUUGUUGUUUCUCUGUUUUCUGUGUUAAUAAGUCUAAAGUUAUUAAAGCCUCAUACAGUGAUUUCAGUUGUCCAUAAGUUUUGCAAUAAAGUUAAAACAUGUAUAGUGUUUAAGCAAAUAAAUGUGGUGUUGUAGGAGUCAAAGUGAAAGUGUGGUCAAGUGGUCAAAGUGCUCAUCUGAUAGUGUUUGUGAGCAUGUUGUGUUCUGCUGAAAUAUUCCUUGUACAAUGUUCAGAUUUGUGGACAAAAUAUGAAUUUGAAGUUGCAAAGAAAUUGUCACAAAUGUGUAAACUGGCAUUUACAAAAUACAUCGGCAGAUACAAAUGCAUAGCACAUAUUUACUUGUUUUCAUAGAUUCAGAUUUGAAUUGCAACAUCUAAUAGGCAUCUACAACCUCUCAAAUCUGUCACUGCAGUAUCAAAUCUUACUGCCUUGACUUUUGCUACAACUUUCGCAAUAAACUUGAUGAAAAACUAACUUGUACACUUAAAAGCUCGAGAGAAAGAGAUGCAUUUGAUGACGUCAUGUGGGUGAGCCACAUCGCCCUCUAAUGGCAGGAAAAUCACAAAAAUAAUAAUCAUCCAUGAGGCUGUCAAAGAUCACCAGAAACACUAAAGAAAGUGCAUGUGCAAUGCCGUCUGUGCUCCAGUCUUUUGUCUGUAUUAUUGUUGAUUGUAGAGUUUGUACUGUAUUCGUUGUCCAUUUAUUAGUCCCCCCUUAACUACCCUGCAAAAUCCCCCUUCCCACUGCGAUGUACAGAAGCUGCUAAAUGUUUUUGAUUCCUCAUGUUCCUCUAUUUUGGAUUCUGUGGCCUCUGUCAGAAAUAUCUCCAACAGGGCUAAAUCUCAUCCAUGGUUUAAUGUUACAGCUCAGACGGGAUUGUAGAAAGAAAAACGAUGGGAUGUUUGUGAUCAAAAUGAUAUGCUUGAAACAGUUCUGUCAGGUUUUAGAGAUAACCAUAGCACAGAAUCAGCUCUUUUAAUGUUUUGAAGGACAUUUUCUUAUCAUGUGACUCUGGUCACUCUAUUCUUCUUAUGUUUUUGGAUUUAACCGCAGCAUUUGACACAAUCGAAAAUGCAAUUCUUAUCUCACACAUUGCUAAAAUAGUAGGGAUUCAAGGCACGGCUCUAACCUGGUUUAGGUCAUUUCUAUCAAACAGAAGCUUUUCUGUUCAUUUAGGCCAGACUUGCUCCUCCUCCUCCCCGCUGAUGUGUGGAGUCCCUCAAGGGUCCAUCCUUGCUCCCAUGUUAUUUGCCCUGUACAUGCUACCACUAGGGUCAUGACAUGCAAACUUAUCUGCCUGUGCAGAGAAAUAAUACAACCGAGUUGUACCCCCUCGUGAUUUGUCUGAAUGAGGUUAAAACAUGGCUCUCAAGUAGCUUUAAAAAUUUCAAUGAAAGUAAAACCGAGCUUGUCUGGUUUGGGGGACCUUAUCUGCUCGAGAUGCCUAAUUUAGAUGAACUAUAGACCAGAAGACAUUCCCAACUCUUCACAGAAUUAUAUUUUUUAUUUUUAUAUAUUUUAUAUAUUUUGAACAGCUUUCCACAUUCAUUGUUUUCACAAAAUGUACAUGAUACAUACAUGAUCAUACAUGCUAUACAUAAGUCAGAUUUGGAACAUUUCACAUUGACAUAAAUCUUUAAAACUAACUGAAGAAAUACAUAAGAAAUAAGAGAUCUAAGGGGGGAGUCAGAAAGCUUCCAAAACUCCCUUAUUUUGCGUUUUUUGGGAAAACUGAGGUAAUACUGAUGUUAAACUGCUUGAGGGGAAGUAAUUGAUGGAAGAAUUUUCAUUUUUGGCCAGAGUUACCCUUAAACUGUCGCCUCAUAUGACCGCUUUCAACAAGUUGGUAUGAUUUAUUAGGGUCUUCAUGAAAUGUGUGGAACAUGUUUUGCUUAAAAACAGUCGACGGCUGUGUAAACAAAACCCUUCUUGCAUCGUCAAAAAAAACUGCAGGAUGCAGUUCAUGCCCAGACCUGAUGGCAGAGCUGAGAAUGGGAAGCGGUGACCUGAGAAGAGCUAAGAGGAUAGAGCUGGUUAAAGGUCGCGACAACUUUGUUUUUCCUAAAACAUUUAAAAUGCUAUUAGAUUGUUAAUUAUAAUCUUAAAUCCUUCAUUUUUACAUUUUUAUAUUUUUAAUAAGCCUUGUUGUACAAGCACUGUUGAGCUUGUGCAGAGGCAGCAGCUUUUGCCAGAGGGGAACUGGAAUCCCCUGGUUGGGACUGGGUUCCCCUGAGGUUUUUUUUCUCGAUGGGAGUUUUGGGUUCCUCACCACCGUUUGCAUACUGUUUUGCACUAUCUGCCUGGCCGGGGGGCUGCUUUCGAAUUCAUACUUGUAUUCAAUGUGUCUCAUGUACAGCUGCUUUGUAAUAAUGAAAAUUGUAAAAAGCGCUAUAUAAAUAAAGUUGAGUUGAGAAUUGUU